UGGUUCCAUAUUUUUCCCGGGCCGGGCCCAAGCCUAGGAAGCGGCUGAAAAAAAUUUUGGGCCCGGCCUGGCCCGGCCCAUGGACAGCUCUAGAGGCUUAUGUUAUUGUGUGUUUUAAGGGGGCAGAUUGAUGGUGCUUGUUUAUAAGGCAGGCUCAUUUUAUUGCAUCCGUAGUGAUAUAACCCGGGGUAGAACCGGGCAGAAUGUGGCUUUUGGUGUGGUAAACAAUGUUGAGGCUUCUAUAAUGAGGGAAAAAUGGGUCAAUUUUACUUCUUUAACAUGCAAAAAUGCCAGGGUAGCGCAGUUCUUUCCUCUAGAAACUAUGGGAUUUCGAAGCAAAAGAAGGAAUAGUGUGAUUGUUGCAGCAACCCCUCCCACAGAGGAUGCUUUGAUUGCUACAGAACCAUUGACGAAACAGGAUCUUAUUGGAUACCUUGCAUCUGGAUAUUGCAUAUUCCACUGCUGAGGUUGACAUAGUAAAAAUUUGUCAGUGAAGAAUGGUUGGAUUCGAUGAAACCUUGGUUAGUAUGUCUGGAUUAAUUGAAGGUCUUCCAGAUGCUGUUGCCCUUAGAUGCCUAGCACCUACCUAUAUCCUAAGUUGGAGCUUGUUUCCCUUUCAUGGAGAGCUGCCAUUCAUGGCUCUGAGCUGUUCAAAGCUCGACAGGAGGUUGACCCAGCAGAUCAGGAACUUCUUUGUGUGUGUGCAUACGAUCCUUGUUUCUAGUAUAAUUUGGAUAAUAUUAUUAAUUUCUAGUAUUAAUUGUGGUUUGAAAGCUAAUUUAUAAUUAUUCAACCCUUGUUUUUUGUUUUUUAUAACACUAUUAGAAAUAAUUUAUUUGACUUUGAUUUAAUUUAUGACGGUUAAUAUUUUAGCUUAAUAAUUAAGAAUUAUUAUAUAUUUAAUUUGAUUUAUAAUUAAA
Gossypium raimondii (Peruvian cotton) is the source of this 920-nucleotide messenger RNA. RefSeq names its product glutamate--cysteine ligase, chloroplastic-like. The coding region runs from base 131 to 466 and encodes 111 amino acids. The record is from RefSeq and is a predicted model, not a curated record. NCBI's taxonomy places the organism in Eukaryota, Viridiplantae, Streptophyta, Magnoliopsida, Malvales, Malvaceae. The transcript is spliced from 2 exons.